Messenger RNA from Lineus longissimus, 2759 nucleotides. RefSeq names its product dolichyl-diphosphooligosaccharide--protein glycosyltransferase subunit 1-like. The record is from RefSeq and is a predicted model, not a curated record. Gene Ontology annotation, cellular component: oligosaccharyltransferase complex; membrane. The coding region runs from base 102 to 1904 and encodes 600 amino acids. The transcript is spliced from 10 exons. Lineage: Eukaryota; Metazoa; Nemertea; Pilidiophora; Heteronemertea; Lineidae.
AAAACGAGGCCAGGGAGACCUCUUCUUCCGGUCGCCAAUUUUUAUGCUGAUUACCGGCUAAUUUUGCCGUACAAUCUAUCCUAAUCUUGCAAAAUUGAAAUAUGGAUCGCCUUUAUUUCAUUGGGUCCCUAUUCUUGGUGUUGUUAGCAUCAUGUUGCGUCGCAAAUCAAGAUACAAUUGACGCUAAUUUGAUAAAUACAAAGGUUGAAAGAACGGUGGACUUGAGCAGUCAUCUAGCAAAAACAACCUCUUCAAUUACCCUGAAAAAUAAUGGGAACACUGCAGUGAAGUCCUUCCUCUUCGUGGUCGAUCCGUCAUUGGCAGGAAAUCUGGCAACAUUGAGUGCCACGGAUAAAGAGGAAGAAGAAAAGUUGAAAGUCAUCCAGACUUCUGUUGCCAAUCAGUUGGGAAAGCAGUUCUGGAGGAUUCAGCUAUACUCUAGUCUCCAGGCUGGCAAAUCUGUCACAGUUGACGUUGAGGCUGUCUUCACUCACACCCAGCGUCCGUACCCCUCACAGAUUAGCCAAGCUGAGAAACAGUUUGUCCAGUUCAGUGGUAACCUGUACUUCUUCUCGCCGUACAAGACCAACAGCCAAACUACAAAAGUUAACCUUGCAUCUAGUACCAUUGAGAAUUAUACCAAGACAAAGCCAGUUUCGUUGACUGACAGCAUCAUCUCGUAUGGACCGUACGAGAAUAAGGAUAGCUUUGUUGAGGGUGAAAUGGUGGUGCAUUAUGAGAACAACACUCCAUUCUUGACAAUAACCAAGAUGACUCGUGUGAUUGAGGUAUCUCACUGGGGUAACAUCGCUGUCGAGGAAACCAUUGACAUGUAUCAUUCCGGUGCCAAGCUGAAGGGAUCCUUCUCACGAUAUGACUAUCAGAGAAACCAGGAUGGUGCAUCAUCAAUCAAAUCUUUUAAAACUAUUUUGCCGUCAUCUGCCCGUGAUGUGUACUACCGUGAUGAGAUUGGCAACAUUUCUACCAGUAACCUGAAGGAACUUGUCGAUUCUGUCGAAGUUGAAUUCAGGCCAAGGUUUCCGCUGUUCGGAGGCUGGAAAACACACUACUACAUUGGAUACAACGUCCCUAGUUAUGAAUAUCUUUACAACAAUGGUGACAAUUACCUGUUGAAGAUGAGGUUUGUUGACCAUGUGUAUGACGAUAUGGUCGUGGAUGAGUUUACCCUGAAAGUCAUUCUUCCAGAAGGCUGCAAAAAUAUGGAGUUUAAGACGCCCUUCCCAACAGAGCGAGGAAAAGAUGAGCUUCAUUUCACUUACCUGGAUACCGUUGGACGCCCCGUCGUCACUGCAACCAAGAAGAACUUGGUUGAAGGACACAUUCAGGACAUCAAGCUGAACUACACAUUCCAGAAAUACAUGCUUCUCCAGGAACCUUUCCUUGUUAUCACAGCUUUUUACCUGCUCUUCUUUGCUGUCAUAAUCUAUGUCAGGCUUGAUUUCUCGAUCACUAAGGAUGAGGUCAGUGAGACUCGUAUGCGUGUUACAAGUUCUGUUGAGCAAGUUCAGAGCACCCAUGACAAACGCAGUGCUCUCUAUCAGAGCUAUGCUGAUGCCAUCAACAAGUACAAGGCAAACAAGGACACAACAAGCUUCCAUGCCAACCGUAAGAAGAUCGAUGCAGACCACAAGAAUCUCACACAGCAGAUUGGCGCCCUGCAGGCUAAAUUGAAAGCAGACAAUGCCGAUGUUGGAGAGAAGAUUGCCGAGAUCCAGAAGCUCGACCUGCUGUAUCGUGACCAAGUCAACCAGGCUGUUACCUUCGCUGAAAAGCUCGUCGCUGGCAAAUUGAACAAGUCUCAAUAUUUGGAGAAUGAGGCAAGCAAUGAAAACAAGAAGGAUGAUAUCCUCCAGAAGAUGGAAGCUAUCCUCUCUGUAUUGUAAAUAAUCAGACAUGCUGCAUUGUAAAUUGUCUGUCUUGAUCAUUUCUAAAAGGGGAAUCUUUGCCUGAAUAGAACCAAUCAAAGAAUCAACAAGGUCUGGGAGCUUAGUGUGGUAAAUUCGUACAGCUUUUCAUCGCUGUUUUAGCUGUAAGUUCCUGUCAAGUAGGUUUUUCAGUGCUUAGUCAAUGUCUUUGAAAUUUAAAAACUCUGGUUAAAGCAGGUACAAAUCAUUUGUACGGUUCUCUUUAAUGAAAUGCCAAGUGGAGAAGACAGUGCAGCUUGUGAUUCCUGAUUUAUAAUAUCCUACAAAGAUUUGUAGGGGCUUUUUAACAAAUAAAUACAUGUAUAAUCAAGACUGAAUUGGAUGAAUUAUCAAUUGCUUAUUGAGUUUUUCUAUCGUAAUCGUACCGAAAGAGGUAGUUUCUUUGUUAUUAAGAAUAGCAAGCAUCUGUAAUCACAAACUCUAGUUAUGGCCCGACACUUAAGCUUUUCUUUUUUAAUUUUCUUAUUUUGAGUAUUGACGGUUGGUGUUAUUGUUGUGGUCAAUGUGUCGAACAGAAUUCUCUCUACUGAAAAGUGUUUAUUGCUCAGCACUUUCAAGAACCACACGGUACUUUGGCGUUGAAUACGCUAAAUCAUCUAUAUCAUUGUUUUACAAUGCUAUAUCCAGGAAUUUACCAUAUCAAAACUUGAUACACUCUUUUGAUUACCGUCCUCCAAAAACCGUGCUGAGAAAAUCGUGUGUCCUGACAUUAGUAAAUUGCUGUAAUGUAAGAUUGUUGUAAUAUUUUGACCGGAAGAAGGACCAUUCCAUGUCUUGUGCUUUAUAUGAUGCUGAAUAAAACUUUUGAGUCUA